Sphaerodactylus townsendi is the source of this 3229-nucleotide messenger RNA. It is a transcript of the gene OSBPL7, whose product is annotated as oxysterol binding protein like 7. Gene Ontology annotation, cellular component: perinuclear endoplasmic reticulum; cytosol; plasma membrane. The record is from RefSeq and is a predicted model, not a curated record. Gene Ontology annotation, molecular function: cholesterol binding. NCBI's taxonomy places the organism in Eukaryota, Metazoa, Chordata, Lepidosauria, Squamata, Sphaerodactylidae.
GGCAGCUGCAACAACACAACGGCAGCUUGUGGUGCAGCAAUUGCAAAGGGGGGAAGAGAACCUCCAACAGCAACAGCAACCGCCACAACCCGGGAGUUGCGAGGGAGACGCCAACUCUUGCUGCAUGCAAGCAGCGGGCUCUGCAGACAUGAUGCUCUGGCGAUGAAGGCGAAUUCCUGAGCCAAGGAUACCUCUGUCUGACACUUCCUGGGAAUCUGGAGAGGAUCUUAGCACAAGGAACUGCCUCUCCCAAGGAUGGGCAGCCAUGAGAAAGAUCCCUCUUCUCCCAAAAGGGCUCUACCCCCUUCCCGUUCCAACAGCACCGUGUCUUCCAAACACAGCAUCACUCGACAGGUCUCAGAAAGCUGGGAGGUGGUGGAUGAGCUGCGGAUCAAAGCCCGAGAUGGUCGUAAGAGGGAGCUGGAGAGGCAAGAGGGCUACCUGUUAAAGAAGCGAAAAUGGCCUCUGAAGGGUUGGCACAAGCGCUACUUUGUUUUGGAAGACGGGAUCCUGAAGUAUGCCACAACACGGCAGGAUGUCUUGAAGGGAAAGCUGCACGGCUCCAUUGACGUCCGCCUGUCCGUCAUGUCAGUCAACAAGAAAGCCCAGCGUGUUGACCUGGACACAGAAGACAACAUUUAUCAUCUCAAGAUAAAAUCCCAGGAGCUCUUCAACAAUUGGGUGGCCAAGCUGUGCUUACACCGCCAGGUAGAGAAGAUGGAUGCUUCCCAGCAGCCGUUCCACAUUGGAAAAGGUUCCCAUUCUGUACAGGCCUGCGGCUCUCGACAUCGGGUUCAGAUGUCAGAAAGUGCCCCAGCCUUGUCUUUGCUGGCCUGUCCCCGAGAAAAGGUGAAUUCCUGGCUGGGUGACAGCAAAAGUCUGGACAGGUGCUCUGCAGAGCUCUCUGACUGUCAGGAAAAGCUUCAAGAACUCAACCAGAUGCUUCAGAACUUGGAGUCUCUCCCCCGCAUUCCUUCUGCCCCCCUCAUCUCCCACAGCCAGAGUUCGACGGGCACAGAGAGAACCCGGAAGGGGAAGCGAUCCACCCGGAUCUGGUGCACUCAGAGUUUUGCAAAGGAUGACACCAUAGGCCGGGUGGGCCGCCUGCACGGCUCGGUGCCGAACCUCUCUAGAUAUUUGGAAUCAUGUCAGAACCAAGCCCUCUUCAGCCUCCCUCCGGAAUAUAGCCAACUUCAGAGGCAUUUCUGGCUCUUAGCUCAGAAAGUUCAUGGGUCCCUCAGCAGUGUGUUGGCUGUGCUGGCUGCAGAGCGGGAUCGCCUUCAGGCAUUGCAGAGGACACUGGAACUGCAGCAUUCCGCUGCUGCAUCUGCACAGGGUGGUCGGGGGAGCGGCAUUGGCAUUGCAGCAGCUGGGGCUCCUCUGCACACCUUUGACAAUCCAGAACGUCUGCGCCGAUUCCAUUCCCUGUCCAUCUCUUCAGACACCACCCUAGACUCCUUCGCCUCCUUCAACCCUGACGAGCCAAAUACUGUGUUGGUGAAGGGCCAAGAGCAGCACCAGAUAUCCAAUCGCAGCAUUGUGUCCCUCUCGGACUCACACGCGGAGUUCUUCGAUGCCUGUGAAGUUUUCCUGUCUGCCAGCUCAUCUGAGAAUGAGGCUACAGACGAUGAGUCCUGCCUCAGCGAGGUGACGAACAGUCUCUCAGAGGAGGUGACCGACAUGGCGGGAAUGUCUGCCAGUUGUUCAAAAGGCCCAAGUGCGGUACGUUGUUUUGAGGACUCCUCUGAGGGGAGCCUCAGACUACCCGUGUCUCUCCCUUUGUACCUCCCUGGGCCGGGUCCUGGGCUCCCCCGGCGGAACUGUCUUCCAGCCUCCCACGUCCACACCAGCGACGUCAGCCUGUGGAACAUUCUCCGCAACAACAUCGGCAAAGACCUCUCAAAGGUGUCCAUGCCGGUUCAGCUGAACGAGCCCCUCAAUACGCUGCAACGUCUUUGUGAGGAACUGGAGUACAGCUCCCUGCUGGAUGCGGCCUGCCAAAGCCUGGACCCCUGUGAAAGAUUGCUCUAUAUAGCUGCCUUUGCUGUCUCAGCUUACGCCUCUACCUACUUCCGCGCUGGCAGCAAACCAUUCAACCCUGUGCUGGGGGAGACGUAUGAGUGUGUGCGGCCGGACAAGGGUUUUCGUUUCAUAAGUGAGCAGGUAUGCCACCAUCCACCCAUCUCUGCCUGCCACGCUGAAUCCAAUAACUUCGUUUUCUGGCAAGACAUGAAAUGGAAAAACAAAUUCUGGGGCAAAUCCCUCGAGAUCAUCCCUGUGGGUACAGUGAAUGUUCGGCUUCCUAGGUUUGGGGACCACUAUGAAUGGAACAAGGUGACCUCCUGCAUCCACAAUAUCCUCAGCGGUCAGCGCUGGAUUGAGCAUUACGGCGAGGUGCUGAUUCGAAACACGCGAGACAGCACCUACCAUUGCAAGAUCACCUUCUGCAAAGCGCGGUACUGGGGUUCCGGGGUGAACGAAGUGCAGGGCGCCAUUCUCAGCCAUAGCGGCAAGGUCAUCCACCGGAUCUUCGGCAAGUGGCAUGAUGCGUUGUAUUGCGGCGUCCCUCCCGUCAGCAAGUGCAUCUGGAGGCCCAGCCCCAUGCCGCGGGAUUACGAGAAGAAUUACGGGUUCACUCAGUUUGCCUUGGAGCUCAAUGAGUUAACGCCGGAGCUCAAACACCUCUUGCCAUCCACAGACUCCAGACUGAGGCCUGACCAAAGGUAUCUAGAAGAGGGAAAUGUGCAGGCUGCUGAGUCCCAGAAACGGCGGAUUGAACAGCUGCAACGUGACCGUCGUCGGGUGAUGGAGGAUAACAACAUUCUUCAUCAGGCUCGCUUCUUCAGACGGCAGGUGGACGCCAACAGCAAAGAGUUCUGGGUAAGCAACGGAAGUUACUGGAAGCUGAGGGCCGAGCCAGGCUUCGGCAACAUGGACAGCGCAGUCCUGUGGUAACCGCUGGCAUCCCCAGGAGCGGCCGUGCCUUUCCCACUCCUACCCCCCAAGACGGGGGAACAGACGAUAAGACGUCCCCCGCUGGAUAAGCACAAAGGUCGAUCAGGGCAUGGAAUUCUGGUAUACCAGCGUCACAAGAUGGAGGGGGGACGAACACACUUAGGACUUCCUCUGGGCACUUCCAAAGCAUCUCUCGCCCUUGAGAAAGGUGUCCACGAGCCAGCUCAUGAUCUCGCACUGCUGCCUGCUGGUAAGGCAGACCCCCCCCCCCCCC